Molecule: messenger RNA, 2803 nt
Organism: Oncorhynchus masou masou (cherry salmon)
Lineage: Eukaryota; Metazoa; Chordata; Actinopteri; Salmoniformes; Salmonidae
Product: mucin-2-like
Exons: 3
Coding region: 1124-2182 (352 amino acids)
Source: RefSeq, a predicted model, not a curated record
AGUAAAAUGGUUUGUCUCCAAAGGGCAACGCCUUCCGAUUGGUCAUUCAACCCAACGUCAUCAGUUGUGUGCUUCACUAUUCUUCAGUGUGAGUUAACCCACCUUACCAGCUCCCACUAAAGCCACAACUAUGGUGGGAGAACCUCAUAAUUCCUACGGAGAAUAUAGUCAAACGCAAGGUAUAAUAAUUAUGCCAGCCCUUUGGAAUAGUCUCUUUGUUUUAGGAGUAAUUCUCAACCCCAAAUUACGCAAAACGUAUUCCACACCAAUUUGAUUUAGCCUAAUGAACUAAUAUCAUUUGAACACACCAUAUCAUCACCCUGGAAAUAUACUUACACCAUUUCUAUACAGUCGUAAUCAUUAGGUUAUUCGAAGAAUAAUUGCAUGCGACGAAUCAACAAGAUGACAAAAACACUGUAUUGCAGAUAGGAAGGAUGGAUGUCGUGGUAAACUGACAGUAUCAUGUAUCCCGUUUGAAAUAAGAUGCGUGAUAGCCUACAGUCGGAAAUAUAUGCAAAUUAUACAGUGCGGUUUGGCAAAUUCUUUUGCAAUAUAAACUAUCAGUGCAAAUGCAAUAAUACAUCUCCCAAUUCUACUUUCAUAAAACCUGUCGUUAAAAAAACAUUGUCAACGCGUUUUUUUUCUUCAUAGUGUGGGAUUCAUUUAUUUCAAAACGGUGAUGAAAAAGCAAUUAUGGUCGCAAUCAGUUAUAACUAAAACCUCUUUGAUUAACCACCACACUUUAUUUAAAUUGGAGCUAUAAAAUUAAGAACAUUUCGCCUGUAAUGAUUAUGGACUGGGUUUGUUUUGGGAAGGUAGAAUAAAACUGAAUAUAGCAUAAAUUAUCCCCUAAUUAUACGUCAGUAUCGCCUCAAUUAUCCUCUUAUCAAAAAUGGUUGUCUAAAUGCAGCGUUUAGUUUCAAUGUUCUCCCUUUCUAUAACAAGAACUUGGUACCUUGCUAUUAUUGCCAGGCUUGUUAUUUACUUUGGGGGAUUUAAAAAGUGCACAACCCAGCCGGAUAAUCAUUUUCCAGCAGUGGACCAAGAGAGAAGCACAGAGACGAUGUACAGUUGCAUUGGAUUAACCUGCAAACCAGACUCUAUCUUGAUGUAUGAAGGCUAGAUGUUUUUCCUGUCACUGUUAUUAUCUAUUUCUACCCACCACUGUCUGUCACCCUCCACUCCCAACCCUUUAUUCUCUUCACCGUCUGUCACCCUCCACUCCCAACCCUUUAUUCUCUUCACUGUCUGUCACCCUCCACUCCCAACCUUUUAUUCUCUUCACUGUCUGUCACCCUCCACUCCCAACCCUUUAUUCUCUUCACUGUCUGUCACCCUCCACUCCCAACCUUUUAUUCUCUUCACUGUCUGUCACUCUCCACUCCCAACCCCUUAUUCUCUUCACUGUCUGUCACCCUCCACUCCCAACCCUUUAUGCUCUUCACUGUCUGUCACCCUCCACUCCCAACCCUUUAUUCUCUUCACUGUCUGUCACCCUCCACUCCCAAACCUUUAUUCUCUUCACUGUCUGUCACCCUCCACUCCCAACCCUUUAUUCUCUUCACUGUCUGUCACCCUCCACUCCCAACCCUUUAUUCUCUUCACUGUCUGUCACCCUCCACUCCCAACCCCUUAUUCUCUUCACUGUCUGUCACCCUCCACUCCCAACCCUUUAUUCUCUUCACUGUCUGUCACCCUCCACUCCCAACCCUUUAUUCUCUUCACUGUCUGUCACACUCCACUCCCAACCUUUUAUUCUCUUCACUGUCUGUCACCCUCCACUCCCAACCCUUUAUUCUCUUCACUGUCUGUCACCCUCCACUCCCAACCCUUUAUUCUCUUCACUGUCUGUCACCCUCCACUCCCAACCCUAUAUUCUCUUCACUGUCUGUCACCCUCCACUCCCAACCCUUUAUUCUCUUCACUGUCUGUCACCCUCCACUCCCAACCCUUUAUUCUCUUCACUGUCUGUCACCCUCCACUCCCAACCCUUUUAUUCUCUUCAUCACCAUAUCCCCUUCUUCUCUCCUCCGAAUCUCCAUCUUCUUUCUCUUCAAACCACCCCCUCCUCCCCCUUGCCCUCUCCUCACCCAACCCUCUGGCCCCUCUAUCCUCACCCUAUACCCGUGCUCCCUCCACCCACCCACUCUCCCUUGUUGGUGUCCACAGCUGCGGAGAGUGAAGGAAGAGAUGACCGACCGGAGAAUUGGCCCCUGGGAGAGCAGCGGGACAUCCUGGUGCUAUUAGGCUCGUGGCUAAUAAUAGGUGUUUCAGUCCAGGGAGGAGAUCAAUCAGGGGGAAUCAUGGGGAAUGUUCGGCACAGCGCUUUUCCACAUCAGCCCAGAUGGAUGAAAUUACACUUGUCUGUUUUUAGUUGCAUUACUCCCAAAUUGGUUGUCUACUUUUUUUCUCCCUCACUCUUUCAGUAUUUGCCUCUCCGUCCUUUCUCUCUCCCCUCAUUCAUGUGUCACUGGCCUACUAAAAGGAUUUGGGCGCUUAGCCGCACUCUGCUCGAUUCUCUGUCACUUGCAUAUGGACUCAGAUAGGAUGACGUGAGGUCUUGUCUUGGGUUGUUCUGGUUCCAAAGAUUAGGCUGGGUUAUGUGAAUUUUGUUCUUUGUAAAAAUGUCAAUUUUAAAUUGUAAAAAAUCUUUAUUUCAGUACACAUUUGAAUGCAACAUUGCAUCUAUUCUACCACCUAUAGGAGGACUAAAACAAGGUGCUUUCUAGGAAUAAUAUCACAGCUCAUGAAAUACAUUGAAUGUAAAGUCAGUAUUUCAAUCUGAUUGUAUCAAAUCUAAAUA